This is a messenger RNA of Nicotiana attenuata, 1785 nucleotides long. RefSeq lists its product as uncharacterized. The record is from RefSeq and is a predicted model, not a curated record. The transcript has 5 exons. Lineage: Eukaryota; Viridiplantae; Streptophyta; Magnoliopsida; Solanales; Solanaceae. Bases 1 to 1785 code for a protein of 594 amino acids. Gene Ontology annotation, molecular function: acetylglucosaminyltransferase activity.
AUGUCAUUAGUGAAAAGCAGUAGCACUGAUUCCGCAAAUGCAUUUAUCCUAAUUAAACAAAAAACUUUGUCCAACAACCUGAAUGGAAUUUUAUGCAAAUCCCUGGUCUUUGUAACCCUAAUUCUAUAUCUAGUUUACUUUUUCUUGUCCAACCAUCCAUGUUGUCAAUCAUCCCUGUUACUCUUCCAAAGAAGAAUCAAGUCAAAGCAAUAUUACUACAAUAAAACGUCCCACAUUUCACCUACGAAUAUUAGCCACAUAGUUUUUGGAAUUGCAGGCUCAUCAAAUACAUGGGGAAACAAAAAAUGGUAUAUCCAUUCUUGGUGGAAACCAAAUAUAACAAGGGGAUAUCUUUUCUUAGAUAGAACCCCAAAUGAGCACCUACCUUGGCCUUCUUCCUCUCCUCCUUUUAAAAUAUCUGAUGACAAUUCACGAUAUGCGCUUUACAACAAGCACGGAAUGCCAUUUGCAAUCAGAAUGUUGAGAGUGAUUGAGGAAACAUUCAAUGUGGAGCACAGUCCAGGGGUCAGGUGGUACGUUAUGGCGGACGAUGACACUGUGCUAUUGAUUGACAAUUUGGUCGAUGUUCUUUCUAUGUAUGAUCACAGAAAGUACUAUUAUGUUGGGAUGAAUUCGGAGUGUCUUGUCAGUAACUUUGGUAUGUCGUUUCAAAUGGCAUUUGGUGGAGCUGGUUAUGCUUUAAGUUAUCCCUUAGCUCAAGCUGUGGCUAAGAACAUGGAUACAUGUAUCAAGAGGUAUCCAUUUUUAUAUGGCAGUGACCACAUUUUACAAGCAUGUAUUGCUGAUUUAGGCGUCACCAUUACACUAGAAAAUGGGUUUCAUCAGAUUGACCUGCGACGUGACAUAUCUGGUUUUUUAUCAGCACAUCCUCAGUCUCCAUUCCUAUCUCUCCAUCACCUUGACUUAGUAGCUCCAAUUUUCCCUCUAAUGAACCAUCACGAGGCCGUAAACCAUCUAAUGACAGCAGCAAGAGUAGACCAAUCCAGAUUAUUACAGCAAAGCACAUGCUACCUAACGAAGUACAAUUGGACAUUCUCAGUGUCAUGGGGCUAUUCCAUUAACAUCUAUGAGAAGAUUCACUCUCCAAGUUUUCUUGAAAGACCCCUUGAGACAUUUUCCGAAUGGAGGAAAGGAGCAAGGCCACCUUACAUGUUUAAUGUUAGACAAUUAACUAAUGAUUCUUGUGAAAUUCCUCAUGUUCUCUUCUUUGAUGCUGUCGACGGAACAAGAUUAGACCACAUUGUUACGAGAUACACCAAGAGAACUCCAAGGGCGAUGACGGCUUGUGGGUCGAGCGGCAAUCAUUCUGCGGAUGAUGUCUCAAAAAUUCGUGUCUUUUCUCCCAUGCAUAAGCUUCAUGUAGGGGCUGGUAAUAGAAGAGAAUGUUGUGACGUUGUGCAACCCAUUGGAAUGGAUUCGAUGGCUAUCAAACUUAGGACUUAUUCCUUUGUAAAGGCACACGCUGGAGCCAUUAAGGUUGCAACUAGAAAGUCGGACCUAUUCAAGUCGUCACUUGGUCCGGUGUACAUAAUCGAUAUAAGUCAAAGAUUAGGGUCUAAGACGAUCAACUGGGGGCUCCGAUUAGUUCAAUUUAUCCUAAAAGGCCCGUGGACAGAGUUAAAAGGGAUGUCGAUCGGGAACCACGAUCGAACAGAGACCGAAAUCAGCCAUAAGAGAGAGAUCGGAGAAAUAACGGGUCUGGACACAACCCUGUUCGGAAUGACAAAAGGAAUUAUCGGGGACAGAGUUCCCGAGGACUCAUGA